Molecule: messenger RNA, 2574 nt
Organism: Ostreobium quekettii
Lineage: Eukaryota; Viridiplantae; Chlorophyta; Ulvophyceae; Bryopsidales; Ostreobiaceae
Source: the annotation of a GenBank genome assembly
AUGGGGACGGAGAGCCCCCUGGAGCUCGUGCGCUUCGAGGCGCAGUCCAACAAGUUCGUGGUGGGCCGGCCGGCGCUGGACGCCCUGAGGGCGGUGCGGGGCCCCGUGGGCGUGGUGGCGGUGUGCGGGCGGGCCAGGCAGGGCAAGUCAUACAUUCUGAACCAGCUGCUGGGCCGCACGUCAGGCUUCAAGGUGUCGCCCACGCAGCGGCCGUGCACGAAGGGCAUCUGGAUGUGGUCCAAGCCGAUACAGAGGAGGGCGCCCGACGGGAGCGUGUACCACCUGAUCCUGCUGGACUCGGAGGGCAUUGAUGCAUAUGACCAGACAGGACAUUACAGCACUCAAAUAUUUUCAUUGGCAGUCCUCCUUUCCAGCCUCUUUGUGUACAAUCAUAUGGGUGGGAUUGACGAGGCAGCCCUUGACAAGCUGUCGCUUGUGACAGAGAUGACCAAUCUCAUCAGAGUCCGAUCACAAGCCUCAAGCGACAGAGAUAUUGGAGGCUUCACUCCUGCUUUUUUGUGGCUGUUGCGUGAUUUCUAUCUUGAUCUUGAGGAAGAUGGUCGGAAGAUCUCACCAAAAGACUAUUUGGAGCAAGCGCUGCUGCCAGCAACAGGUUCUGGGCCUGCUGUUGAAAUGAAGAACAAGAUUCGGAGAUCAAUAAAAACGUUGUUCCCACAAAGGGAUUGUUGCGCACUGGUGAGGCCAGUCAGUGAUGAACAGCAGCUCAAGAAUCUGGAGAAUGUACCUCAGUCACAACUCAGGCCAGAGUUCACAAGGGAGCUUAGAAGGCUGAUGGAUGUUAUAUUUUCCCGUGCUGUGCCCAAGCGUGUUGGUCAGCAAGUCAUUACGGGCCCUGCAUUGGCUGGCUUGACAGAAGCAUAUGUGAGGGCGAUCAACAAUGGGGCGGUGCCAACAAUCGUUACUGCUUGGCAGGCUGUUGCAGACGGUGAGUGCCACAGGGCAAGGGACCUUGCUGAGGCACACUACAGGAAAGCUUUCAAUAGCAAUGUGCCACCUGAAGAAAUUGAGAUGGCUGCUGAGCAUGAGAGAGCAUUGGCUGAGGCAAGGAAAGUUUUCAAUGAACACGCUGUUGGCGAUGAAGAUAUCAGGAGUGCCCAUGAGGCUCGGUUUGAGGAAAAUGUUAAGUCUUGGUUUUCCAAUUUUCGUGAUAAGAAAAUUGCUGAGGCCAAGGCUGCGAUCGACCGGAUGCUGUGCGAGGCUUCCACACACUUUCAAAAGCUUGCAGGCAGUGGACACAUGGAUGCAAGCAAAUUCCGUUCACAGGUGAAGGCCUUCAUGCAAGAUUAUGCAUCCAGGACAAGCGGGACUACGAAAUGGCGCAGAAUGGCUGAUUUCGUUUUGGACUGUUAUGCUUCAUUUGCAACCGAUCUGGAACAGAGGCUCAAGGCACAGCUUACAGAGAAAAAUAGAGCAGAGGAGAGAGCUGCAGAUCGGUUGUCGAAAAUGGAGCAAAGCGCCAAGGUGGCACAGGAGAAGCUGGAGGAGCUGAAGCAGCAGGGUUCACAAUAUUGCAGUGAGAGAGACCAAAUGAAGCUGAAUGCAGAGGAAUUGCAACGCCAGCUGUCUGACCUGCGGGCGAAGUCUGCAUCUGUAUCUAGUGCACAGGAGCAGGCACAGCAGGAAGCCAGAAACCUGAGGGAGCAGGUGUCUAGAAAGGACCACGAGCUGCAGGCACUGCACGCUGAUUUGGGCACUGUGAAGCAGGAAAGCAGCACCCUUAAAUUGAGAGCACAAGAAUUAACCCUGCAACUGGAUGGGAUGAGGACCAAAAUGGACAGCAGGGAACAAACAACAGCAGAAAUGCGCAGGAAGCUCGAUUGUGUGGAGAGGGAGCUGUCUGUUGCGAAAGAUGACCUCAGGAAAAGGGAGUCAGACAUGUUGAGUCAGGCCAGCCAGCAGGCCUCUGAGGUAUCAUCUGCCAUGCGAGAGGUUGCACAAUUGACGGGGGAACGAGACCAGGCAGUGGAACGGGCAACUAGUCUGGAGCAGGAACUGCAGACAAUGCGUUUGACAAAGGAAAUGUCUGAACAUGAGCGACAGGCAGCUGCAGGCCAGCUUGCGCAAGCCAGUCAAGAACUUGAAAAUCGCAGGGAGGAGACAAUGAGACUACAGAGGCAAGCAGUGAUGCUGGAUGAGUCGCUGUCACAGGAGCGCAGCUUGCGUGAAUCUGCUCAGGAUGAGGUGCUUCACCUAAAAGAAUUGGUGAGGAAGCUGGAGGCUGAGGCGUCCACCGGAGCAGUUCCAGAAGAAGCCCUUGCAUCACCACAGCUCGGCAAGAGGCGUAGGCAUCCUACAGUAUCUGCCAAUGGAGAGGAUGCACAUGGGUUGCCAGUGGCAGAUGAGCUCGCCUCCCCACACACGUCUCAGGCAGCUGAGGAUGGGGAUGAGAAUUUAACCCCAGGAACAAUGACGGUCAAGAAAAUCAAAGAGUGGUUGCUGAAGAGGGGGCACGGUGGAGACAUUUGGGAUCUAGAAAAGCAGAGGCCAGGCCCGAAGAAGGCUGACUGGCUGCAGCUUAUGGACAAAGUUAGGAAAGGGAGUGGCAGCACAUAG